CGCGGAUGAGUUAACUUUGGCCCCACGUCGAUACGAUGAUGUACUUCUUUGUAUUUGUAUAAAAAGAGAAACUAAUUUUUGUGAGAACGAUUACAUAUAUAUCAGGGUGGUGAUGGAUAAUGUUACUUUUUUUAUAUUGUGUUUGUCCAAUAGAUAAAAGAUUAGUUUAUGUGUCAACUGAGUGUAGGUUUCGUUACUAGAAACUCUUAAAUGUUGGUAGAGAAAAGUAACGUCAAAAUGUCGUAACUUUAGUAAGAUGUGAAGAAUAAAAUAAUGUGAUAAUUAGAAAGUGUACAUGUUUAUUAGAGCUCAGGAGUGUAGAAUUGAAAAAAAAUGUUUUUAGUGUUUAAGUGAAAAUGUAGGCUAAGUGCUGUCUUGAAGUUAGAUGGUCGUGUUUUUAUAAGCAGUAAAUAGUUGCCAGCAUCACAAAACCCUGUUUGAAAAGGGAAAAAAAUCGCAGUCUUCAGUUUAAGGGCAAGAAGUGUUUUAUGGUGGUAUAAACUAUUGUGAACAAAUAGGCAAUAUCAAUGAAAGUAAACUAAUAGAGCAAAUGGACUCGUAGAAAUUCUCAGCACUGUUGUUCACUAAAAAAAAAAAAAUCCACUUUGAUGUUCACUGUCAAGUGACUUACCAGUCUUGUUAUACAUAUUUAAUGAAAAAUGAAGACGAUGAAGACUAAAAGCGACUAAACGACUGAAUAUGCGUUUCAUGUAAUUCAUAACUAUGAAAGAGCAAGGCAUAUUUUUUUUGCGGCUUCGUUGAUAAGAGAAGAAAAGUGGAAGACAAAUGUGAGGCCAUAUCUUAGGAUUUCUGAUCGUUGAGAUAGAGGGCACACAACAGAUUAAGCUCGAAUAAGUAUCUGAGCAAUCCUCCAUAAAAUUAUUUUGGAAUAAAAUUAUGUGUGGACGAACUUAAAUGUCUUUGUGUAUCUUUGAGUGUAUAGUCUACAAUAUUUCAAAUUGAAAAACUUGGAUUUGUUAUUGUUUAAUAGCUGUAACCAUAGUUAGUUUCUGGAAGGUAAUCUUGUGUCGUCACUCUAAAUUUUUCUAAGUAGUCGAAAAAGAUUUGUGUGAUUAUAUGUCUAUUCGGCUGAAAUGAUGUUUCUAACAUUUGGUGUGAAUAUGAAAAAUAAAACCUCCAAUUAGAAUGACCAAAAACGGAUGUACUAAACCACUUUCAGAUUUUAUGGUUGAAAAGAUUACUAGCUUAAAUUCAUUACUGGUGAAUUGCCUCUAAACCCCUUUUUCUAAGUAAUUCACAUUUUAAAAAGAAAACUUUCCCCUCUCCAAGUGAGCUCAUUGAAUCUCAUAGAGGGAAAUCAGAGUUGGCGUCUCCACAAUAUUAAAUGAGGUUGCCUCCUCAAUUGGAGGGACACCAGCCCUCAAAAUAGCGGAAGAGAGUAGCACUGAGCUCCCCCUCCCUCUACCCCGAAGCUGUCCAAAGAAACCUCCAGGUACCAUCGACCUAGAGGGUCCGUCAGGUUCUGGAGGGAGUGAAGGCGUCGAAGGCACCGAAGCUGCUGGCGGUAGGGGUAGAAGUGGAGGGGUACCACAAGGGCGCGGAAGGAGAAGGUUAUUCCGAGGCCUCCGACCAGGCUUAGCUGCCGCACGCGGGGAUCGUGGUGGAGGGGCAGGUGGGGGCAAAGCCUGCAAAGCCAUUUCCCCUGUGGCGGAGAUGUUCAGGCCUGUAGGGCUUCUGUUGCAUUCUCAGUCGGUGCCCUGCUUCGGCUCUUACGAGAACAUCAGUCAUCUGGACGUCCCCGAUGCCGGACCUAAGAAACGACUAGUGCAAGGAAGAGAUGGCGGUCGAGGGGGCGCCGGCUAUAUGAACUUACCCUCUCCGAAUGUUGCAGCUGAAGACAAUGAGCCCUCACUGUUCCGAGGAGAGGGCGAGGCGUCCGACUCGGACACCGGGGAGGAGCCAGGACCUCCAGCAUCAGCACUCACUCGAAGGAGAGCCUUGGUGCCCCCAAAACUUCUCACCGAUACUGCCAACUAUGACCCCCAGGAACACGACUCACCAACUGCCAUCAAUGGGUGCGCCGACAGCAGCGUGGCUCGGAACAAGCGCCGAUCGAGCAUUGUGGUCAUACCGCCAAUGCAAAUCUGUCCUGGCGACCUCCUCGUCUAUUCUAAGGUGCUCACUCAGCGGACCAACCUCUUAGCGGGAGAACUGGAUGGGUCGACACAAAGCCUAGCAGUAACAGAUGCAGAUCCCGUUGGAACCCGGAAGGGAAAGAACACCUGGUCCCUCCUGAGGCUUUUCGAUCGAUCCAGCCGAACCAAAUCGGAGUCCUUAUGCGGCCUGGAGGAGGUUCUCAGCUGCCUUCAGCCCAGCGAAUUCGAGGACGAGCAGCUCUCCAGGUUCAAAGGGAUGUGCUGGACAGACUUUGUCUCUUACAUGGAGGGGGGUCAGCAGGGAGGGGCCGACUCCCCCACAUCGACGGAGUCGCAAGAUGCGCCCCUCCUGCGAUCGGAGAGCCACAGCCCCAACCCUCCUCUGGUGGCUCUGAACGACCGCGCCCUCCUCAUCGCCCCUUCCAGACCAGAGACCCGCAUUGAGCCCUACAACUCUUCAUCCGCUUCCUCCUCUUCGGCCGACAGACACGGCGAGAAGCUCGACCGCCUGUCGGCCCUGUCGUGCCUUGAACGUGAAACGCCCCUGCCCCGCAAGCGUCACCCGAUGACCAUCAUGAGGACGAUGAGUGAACGCUCGUUAGACCGCGGUCGGGCCGGCCACCUCUUGAGUUUACUUAGUGAACGGGUGCAUCCGGAUAGGUCCUCUGUGAAAUCUCAUUACAAAUUAGCCAAUAUCAGUAACACUAAUAGUAGCAAAGGACAGUCUGCCGCUGCCGCGGCGGCAGCGGCAGCAGCAGCGGCAACAGCGGCUGCCGCUGCUGCUUCAACAACAACUACGACUGCUGUUGCCUCUACUUCGCCUUCGUCAGCUACCUGUACGGCCGGGAUCGGGGGCUUGAGUUCCAUAAGUGGGGGGAUGAGCGGUGUCAGUGGGGUUUUGUCAGGAGUUGACCGAGUGCUGGAAGCGGCCAGAGACAAUGUUCAGGCGGCUCUCAAUAAGAACGAGACCAAAAGGAGGGAGGCCGUGUGGGACCUGUUCCAGUCAGAGUGCGCCUUCCUCUACGACCAUCUCAUGGUCCUCAAAAAUGUAUACAUGGAGCCUCUGAAGAAGAUCCAGGUGGACGGCUAUGCCAUGUUCGCCGAGCCUGAAUUGCUCUUUGGGAACCUCGAUGAAUUAUGUUGUGUAAGUAAUAUUUUCUGCAAAGAGUUUUCAUCAAUCUCUUGGAAACAACAUCAAGUCCCAGGAGGUCAGCUGGAUACGACGAACGUUCUUGUCAAACUCUUCCAGAAGGGCAGCAAAGCCACCAUGCUUUGCCAAGCUUAUCACCGAUACGCUCUCAACUACAUCAACGCUUUGAACUACCUCGAAACCCUAAGGCGACAGCUCGAGUUCUGUGAAUUCGAAAAGUGGUGCAACCGUGACCCUCGAUGCAAGAAACUGCAACUGACGGACCUGCUGGUAGCCCCCGUGCAACAUAUCAUGAAGGUUCCGCUCAUUCUCAGGGACAUCGAGGGUCGGACAGAAGACCCUCAGGAGAGAGCCGUCGUCAGGGAGAUCAUCGAGGCCGAGGAACAUUCGCUCAGGGAGCUGGACGACAAAAUGAAAUGGCUGAAGAACUUUGAACGACUUUUGGAAAUCCAAAGAAAUAUCGUUUGGCCUCCCGUCACUGAACUUGACCCAAAGGUGUACAUUCCAGAAUUCCUCAAGGGCGCCAUCUCGCGGCAGCCGUGCGAACGUCUGAUCGUAUCGCCCCGGCGCCAGAUCAUCUUGGAAGGAUCUCUGCACAUGCUCGACAACAACAAACCGCAGGAGAUGUACGUCAUCCUGUUCGACGACAUGCUGCUUGUUACCCGUAGGAAGAAAGGACUACAUAAAAAGAAAUCUUCCCUGACGGAGAACUGGCCGAGCUCUUGCUCCAGAGGAUCCUCCGGAGGGGAAUCUGCUCUCCGAUACAUCGUCUACAAGCAGCCCCUCUCGCUCGACCGAUUUUUCAUCCACGACGUCACCCCACACGAAUCAGCGGCGUCCAAGCUGGAAGCUGCGUUCGUCUUGGUGAACCUCAACCGCUUCCAGCAGAUCGUCGCUGUGUACACUUUCCAGGCACAAACAGAACAAAUCAAGCAAACCUGGCUGCUGAAACUGCGGGACACUCAGGACAAGUGGAAGAGGACCCUGCAGAACACGGUCUUCAGGUCUCAGCGCCUGCCGUCGUCGGCCACAACCCCUCCAAAAGGCACUCAAUUCCUUCGGGAAGCAAGUCUCCAGAGAGAGUACCCUUAAGCAAUACACAGCAAAUUCGUCUUUUCAAGGACAGCUGCUGAAGAGAGAAAGAAAUCAGAACAGGUCUGGAAACAGUAUGCGUAUAUAUGUGUAUAUAUGUAUACCUGUACUUUCAUGUAUAUGCACAUAUGUAUAACACAACAGGCAAAAACCACCACCUUCACACACCGUCACUUCAACGUAGAUGUAACUUGCGAAGAAAGUCACCUUGGAAACGUCAGUCCGAACACCGCGAUGGAAAACGAAUUGCAAACACCUUCCGAGGAGAAACUGAUUUCUUUAUAUUUCUAUACGUAGCUAUAAAGACUCUUCUAAUCACCAUUGUGAUCGUUAGCGCGCGCUGAUGCUCCAAUCACCAUGGACUGGUUUUGGGAAACGGCCAGUUCGUUUCGUUCUUUUCAACAGAAAUGAUUUCCUAGGGUUUGUACCUUUUCAGCAUCAAUCCAGGUCGCUGGAGAAAGCCUUCAUCAUAAUUGCCAUUUCCGUAUGAUGAAGUUAUUCAUUUGCAUCAUCACAGACAUCGUCAGUGUUAUCGCUUUGACCAUCAUCAACCAUCCUGCCUAUUCAGUUUCCAUAUCAUCAUCAUCAUCAUCCAGUGCCAGUCUGCAUCAGGAUUCACCAUCAUUCAUCCUCAACACCCUUCACCAAAUGCCUUUUUAUAUUAUAUAUAUACUAAUAUGUCAACAUCACCUACACACUCAUUGCUUCAGCACGGCCUUGUUCAUCUUCAUAUAUAGUCGUUAUUUUUCCAUCAUCAUCAUUAUCAUCAUCGCCAUCACCACUGCUUAUCAUAAUUGAUAUGCUAUCACGUCUUGUAAGACUUCUUUGGGAGCAGCUGUUGCAAUCACUUCUUGUUUUUAUCCUGUCAUUCGAAAUACUUUGCAGAAGAUGGUCCUCCUACAAAGCAUCUGAAUUGGCUUCAACUGAUGAAAUAUGCAUACAUACUUACAUACAUAGAAACGUACAAACACUCAUUCAUAAUAUCUGUAUAUGAGUGUACUAUAUAUAUAUAUAUAUAUAUA
Molecule: messenger RNA, 5381 nt
Organism: Macrobrachium nipponense
Lineage: Eukaryota; Metazoa; Arthropoda; Malacostraca; Decapoda; Palaemonidae
Product: rho guanine nucleotide exchange factor 11-like
Exons: 16
Coding region: 1675-4359 (894 amino acids)
Biological process (GO): Rho protein signal transduction
Molecular function (GO): guanyl-nucleotide exchange factor activity
Source: RefSeq, a predicted model, not a curated record